Messenger RNA from Plasmodium fragile, 1803 nucleotides. Its product is annotated as asparagine-tRNA ligase. The transcript has a single exon. The record is from RefSeq and is a predicted model, not a curated record. Bases 1 to 1803 code for a protein of 600 amino acids. Gene Ontology annotation, biological process: asparaginyl-tRNA aminoacylation. Gene Ontology annotation, cellular component: mitochondrion. Gene Ontology annotation, molecular function: ATP binding; asparagine-tRNA ligase activity; nucleic acid binding. Lineage: Eukaryota; Apicomplexa; Aconoidasida; Haemosporida; Plasmodiidae.
AUGAGAGGUGCUUUUCUUUUUAAGGAUAAUAUAAAGUACAGUUGGCACAUCUCCAGGGGGACAUAUAGGGCAUUGGAUUGGAGCAGACUUCCAGUGAGGAAACGCUUUUACGCAAAAGUGAGUGGGACGACAAAUGCCUCGCAGGGUAUCAACAAGGAUGGUGAGCAACACGAUGGUGGAGACCAUGAUGGACGCGAUGGGGAAGCUCCCCUAGACGCUGCUUCCUCUUCUGAACACCUCGAACCAACCGGACGAACACAAAUAAAAGACAUUCUUCACCCCCAAGUGACUCAAAGUGAAGGGAAAAAAUAUAAAAUUUGUGGGUGGGUCAAGUCGGUGAGGACAGUCGGUAAGAAUCGCUUCUCCUUUGUUGAUGUCAACGAUGGCUCCCACGUGAAAAACCUGCAAGUGGUAGUCGACUCUCGUAUCUCCAACUAUGAACAAGUGUCUCAAUUGCUUACGGAUGAUACGGUUGAGUGCUUCGGGGAGCUCAAGUGCUCCUUGGGGACGAAGCAGCAGGUGGAGCUCUGCGUGCAGGACGCAGCCAAAGCGCACUAUGUGAAGCUCCUGGGCAGGGUGAGCGAAGGGGGGACACGCGAAAGCGGAAAACACUACGCAAUCGCCAAAAAGUACCACACCAAGGAGUACCUGCGCAACUUCCCCCACCUCCGCGCCAGGACCAAACUCUACAGCAGCAUAUUCAGGCUCAAGUCAGACAUAAUAACACAGACGUUCAAAUUUUGGAGUGAAAAAAAUUGCACGUACAUCAACACACCUGUUCUAACCAGCAACGACUGUGAAGGGGGGGGAAAGUUAUUUCAUGCAACGACGCUCAUGUCCCAGGUGAGUCAGAAGGGGAUGACCAGUUCUGCUUCUCUGACCAACAACGCUGAACACACCAUUGCGAAUGAUCAUGAUGGAUGUGGCACUGGUGAACCUUACAAAGGGGAAGAUGGGGAAGACGGCGACCAUCCCCACCAAGUAAAGACUCCCCCUUUCUCUCGUGAUUUUUUUAAAAAACCAUGCUACCUAAAUGUGUCAAGUCAGCUGGCCCUGGAGUGCCUCUGUUGUUCCAUGGGAGAUGUGUUCACUCUUAACCAGUCAUUCCGAGCAGAAAAUUCUAAUACGGUAAGACACCUGAGCGAGUUCCUCAUGAUGGAAGUGGAGUUGGCUUUCUCCGAUUUGGCUUCAAUCAUUACUUUGGCAGAGGAGUACAUUAAGGCGAUGGUAAAAUUUGCUCUACACAAUUCAGAGGAUAUAAAUUAUAUGAAUGAACAGCACGAUGAAAAAUUGAAGCAGAAGUUACAAAACGUGCUGGAAAAACCCUUCGCCGUUAUCACAUAUGAUGAAGCUGUUCAAGUGGUAAAGGAGCAUAUGGGUCAUACAGAUGUACCCCUACGUACAGGCGAUUUAACAUUUGAGGAACAAAAAUUUUUAACAGACGUGCACUUUCGCUCCCCAGUUGUUGUUAUAAACUACCCACAAGACAUGAAGCCUUUUUACAUGACUCUAAAUGAAGAUGGAAAAACAGUUGCUUGUAUGGACGUGCUCCUUCCGGGAGUGGGAGAAGUGGUUGGGGGGUCAGAGAGGGAGAUCAGGAUACACACACUGGAGCGGAGAAUGAAAGAGAAGGGUCUUGAUGUGCCAUUGUAUGAGCCAUACUUGCAGCUUCGUCGUUAUGGUAAUGUCCCUCAUGCGGGUUUUGGGCUUGGCAUGGAUAGGCUUAUUAUGUUUCUCACUUCCAUGAGCAACAUCCGGGACGUCGUCCCGUUUCCGCGCACCCCCGGUUCGCUCUUUAUGUAG